AUGAAUGUUAAUGAGGUGAUGCUCCUGUGUGGCGUGGGUGAUACGGGCGGUCUUGGUGUCAACAUCACGGUAUUAGUGUGGUUGCUGGUAGCCGCUGCGGACGCCGCCCCUCAUGGCUACGGAACCUCAGGCGGUUCUGGGGGCGGCUGUGGUGGGGGACAAGUACGUCAUGUAGAUGGCAGCUGUGUGACUCCCCUGGUCACCCGCAACUUGUUUGUGUACAGUGCUCCCGACUUGGCCCCGGUCAUUGGUCCACGACCAUACAUUCCUCCACCAACAGUUGAACACAAUAUUUUGUUCAUUCGCGCCCCAGAAAGCGGUCCAGGCCCUGAACCCAUUGUCGUGCCACCACCUCAACAGAAAAACACACUAUACGUCCUCGGCAAGCGACCCGCAUACAAUCAGCAAAUCAUCCAAGUACCAGCACCAGAACAAGAGAGUCCUGACGUAUACUUCGUCAACUAUGGUGACGGAGACAACCCUUCGCUGCCCACAGGAGAAGACCUGCAGUCUGCCCUCCGCUCUGCUGCCCAAGGUGGUGGUACAGUGAUUGGCGGCAGUGGCGGUGGUGGUGGUGGUGGAUAUGGAAACGGUGGCGGCUUUGGUGGAGGUGGUAGCAUUGUGGGAGGCGGCAGUGGUGACUUUCUGGGAGGCGGUGGUGGUGGUGGAUAUGGAAACGGUGGCGGCUUUGGUGGAGGUGGUAGCAUUGUGAAUGGCGGCGGUGGUGACAUUCUGGGAGGCGGUGGUGGUGGUGGAUAUUCAGGGGGAAUUCCUCCCCCCGUACCUCAGCCGCCAUCAUUAUAUUUGCCACCUUAAGGUCAGAAGCCUUUAUUGAAGAUAAAAGUAUUGUUAUAUAAUUGUUAUGGUGAAGAGCUACAUACAUUAUGUUAUGUUCAUCUUGUUAAAAUAUAGAUUAUAAGAUGUUAGCACCCCAUGAAAUGUAAUCACAUUUGCUUACAUCAUCCAUUAAAUAAAUGCUGGCAUUA
Molecule: messenger RNA, 986 nt
Organism: Procambarus clarkii (red swamp crayfish)
Lineage: Eukaryota; Metazoa; Arthropoda; Malacostraca; Decapoda; Cambaridae
Source: RefSeq, a predicted model, not a curated record